AUGAAAUUAAUCCACAUUGUUUCAUCGGUUGCACUUUUUUGUCUUCCGGCAUUAGCUGUCAAUGAUUGGGAUUGCGGAGAAGUUGUUAUCAAGGCACAUUACCUAGAGGAAUGGAUAAAUUACUUCGUCGAAGUGUGUGAAAAUAGAGAUCAAGGCGCGUAUGAAGAAUUUCCACCGGACCAUUUUUUUACAGUCGAGCGCCCUGGUAGAGAUGCAAAUCUUCCACGUUCGUAA
Molecule: messenger RNA, 234 nt
Organism: Blumeria graminis f. sp. triticale
Lineage: Eukaryota; Fungi; Ascomycota; Leotiomycetes; Helotiales; Erysiphaceae
Source: the annotation of a GenBank genome assembly